AUGCCUCCCCCCGUUCAGCUAGGCGUGGUCCCAAUCAGCAAGCCCACCGAAGGCAAGAACAAUUACCAGGGUUUCAACCCUCGUACUGAAGUCCUUCCUGCCGGGUGGAAUGGCUACAACUCACGGCCACUCCCUUGCGACAUUAUCGCGCAGCAUGAUUUCGGCAUCAAAGUUCGCGACGGAUGCACUCUGUAUUGCGACAUCUAUCGUCCGGCCAACGUUGGCCCCAACGAAAAAGUCCCCGCUAUUAUCGCCUGGAGUCCGUUCGGUAAAAAGUUCAACGGCCUUUCAAUGUUGAAGAUGCUCCCUUGGGGCGUGGGUAUUCCGGAUGGAACAAUGAGUGGACUGGAGCGCUUUGAAGGUCCAGACCCUGCGGAGUACUGCCCCCAGGGCUUUGCUAUUGUCAAUGUCGAUGCUCGUGGAUCGGGGAAUUCCGAUGGCUCUGUUGUCAUUAUGGGUACACAAGAAGCUGAGGAUGGAUACGAUGUGAUCGAAGAAAUUGCAAAGCUGGAUUGGUGCUCAGACAAUGUUGGACUGGCGGGUAAUUCCCAUCUUGGAAUUGUCCAAUGGUUCAUUGCUUCUCUGAGACCUCCUUCCCUCAAGGCCAUUGCCCCUUGGGAGGCUGCAGGCGACCUUUACCGAGAGCAGUUUGUUCGAGGAGGUGUCUGGGACAGUGGACUCUUCGACUUCAUCACACAACACAUCAUCCAAGGCAGCAAUGGUCUCGAGAGUUUCGCCGAGAUGUAUCGACGGAGCGACUUACAAAACGACUACUGGAAAGAUAAGCGAGCGAAUAUCAAGAACAUCAACAUCCCGACCUACGUUGUCGCUUCAUACUCGACUUUCGUUCAUACGAUGGGCUCGAUCCGAGGAUGGUUGGAUGUUGACACAAAGGACAAGUGGUUGCGAUGGGAUCCCUACCAGGAGUGGUUUGAUCUUUGGACCGUGAAGGAGUCCCGCGAUGAACUUGCUGCAUUUUUUGGAAAGUUCCUGCGGGGAGAUGACAAUGGCUUUGAGAAGGUACCUCGGAUGCGAAUGACCAUUCUUCAAUUCGGAGAUAAGGACCCUAUCUAUCCUAUUGUUGAAGAAGAUUAUCCUAUUCCGCGGACAAAGUACACCGAUUUCUUUAUUCAGCAGGAAGGUUCCCUGUCUUUGACACCUCCCACCGGUUCUGGGACAAUUUCCUACAACUCUGAACUCAAAGGUCAAACCUUUGACAUCGCCAAGUUCAAGCACACAUUCACGGAGAAGACAACACUUGCCGGCAUGCCCAAGGCCGUGCUCUACAUGAGUACUGAAGACUCAGACGACAUGGACAUCUACGUUCUCCUUCGCAAGUUGGACAAGAACGGCAAACCCCUUCUCAACCUGAACAUCCCAUGGGAGAACGCCCCCAUCAACUCCUUUGACGAGCUGGAUCCUAAGGAUCACCACAAUCUGCUUUUCUACUUUGGACCAUUCGGUGUUCUGAAGGCCUCCCACCGCCACAUUGACGAAAGCCAAAGUAUGCACUCCCAAUAUCCCUUCCAUACUCAUGACCGGGUGGAAAAAGUACAGAAGGGUGAAGUUGUGGAGCUCCAAAUUGGCCUUUGGGCCAUGGGAAUUGCGUAUGAGGAGGGAGAGAGCAUUAGCUUGGAGGUUUCAGGACAAUAUCCUCUGUUCAAAGAUUACACUGAGGAGGUGAAGCCAAACCCUCGAGGAUAUAAGGGCAACGUUGGCACUCACACAAUCCAUUAUGGUGGAGAGUACAGGAGCCGCAUUAUUUUGCCCGUUGUUUAG
Penicillium pulvis is the source of this 1779-nucleotide messenger RNA. RefSeq lists its product as uncharacterized. Gene Ontology annotation, molecular function: dipeptidyl-peptidase activity. NCBI's taxonomy places the organism in Eukaryota, Fungi, Ascomycota, Eurotiomycetes, Eurotiales, Aspergillaceae. The record is from RefSeq and is a predicted model, not a curated record. Bases 1 to 1779 code for a protein of 592 amino acids. The transcript has a single exon.